UUUUUGGAUACUGCUUAAGAUGCAGCUGAAGAUUUUUGAAUUUGGAGUGUCGUACUUGAAGAAUUACAUAAUUACAUUGUAAUGAGAAAGACAGUGAAUUGUGAACAGCCUUUGUAGAUUUCCAAAGGCAAAAAAGUGAAGAAGGCAUAAGAUCGUUACAUUUUCGUGUAUUUUAAGAAAUUGAAUUCUGUCUGAAAAAUGUCAAAUAUUGUAAAGACUGUAUAGGAUACAAAGACAUCAAAUACUAUGAAGACAGUAACGUGUACAAGUGACGUUUAAUGGAAAAUGUUCUGCGAAAUACAGUAUUAAGCCUGAUAAAAGAGUACUUGUAACUAGUAAGUUCAAUGUAUGAAAAAAUAUAUAGUUGUAUCAAUCUUAAACACAGUAUCUCUUGUAACAGGAAUUAUCAUAUGUAUAUGUAGUGGUGCAAAAGAAAAAGCACUUACAUUAGAAAUAAGUAGUUUAACAGUUACUAACACAUGCUGACGAUGGAUUUAUCGAUGCACACACACGUUUUAAUAUACUCAUGAUUAUAAAUACUUAUUACACACUACAAAAUAGCGGUAUCCCUUAUUAUUCAUAUAAUGCAAUUUUAAUACAAUUUUUGCACGGCGACGUCUCUUUAGAUUUCAUAAAUUCAUCUUUAAUAGAGCAAUAAAUAUUCAUAUCGAAUUUUAUAAGCGCAGAAUCGCUACGACGCAGUUCAGUAUCGUUAAAACAUAACUCGACAAGUACGAUCAAGAAUAAAUGUAUUAUUCAUAGUAGAGUAUUUGAAAAUCCGGAAGAGAAUAUUUAAAAAACAACGAAACAUUGUCACCCUGCGUUUGAGGUGAAGUUUGAAGAAUCAUCAAACUCGUCGCACAAAAAGAAAAAUUACAAAAGCUGUAGAAUUAUGGAAGGACAGAUCGUGUGUUAAUUGUCAUCGUAAAAUCUGAAAUCCGAAAAUAAAAAUGGAUUCUAACGUAGAGGAAACGGAAUUGGACGUCGGAUCAGCGAGCGACGAACUGGAAUCUUCGAUCGGAGAAUCGAAGUUACCGCGGCGACCAACGCCAAAACCCUUUACGAUCGAGAGUUUGAUCGGUAAUUGUGGUACACAGAAAGGAAGCUGCGAACCAGGAACACAAGGAGAGAAGACGAAUGAAAAUGAAGAGGAUUCUGAUCGAGAUAGGGAAUAUCUUUAUCAGAGACACUACUUGGCGACCGCAGCUGCCAGCGCACUACCUCCUGGUUUUGGAGUGCCACUUGGAUUGUACGGUGCAUGGCUACCAAUGCGGAUGUACGGCAGCGGCGGCGCUUCCGGUGUUCCAAUGUUACCGGCGCAUACCUCUGCCAGUUAUCCGUCUCACCAGGAUCUAUAUCAGAAUCGGUUGUCGCAGCAUCUUGGUCCAGGAACGAAUCAUCUCCAAGGUGCGGCUUAUCCGACCGCUUGUCAGCGUGGCUUGAAUCAUCGUGGCUCGACCAGCUUCACAGAUAGCGAGGACGAUGGUAGUAUCGAUUCACCGGCAUCACCUGCUCACGAUCUUUCUAAAUCGAGACAUGGUUCAGAAAAUGGUCGCGCUUCGGCGGACAGCGAGGACGAGGGCGGAGGAUUGAGCGUCGCUGGUGAGGGCCACGACGCAACCGAUACGAUGUCCAGCAACGCAUCCAGCAACGUUAGUCCCGGGGGAUCCUUAGAAAACGGUCAAAGCACGUCAACAAGCGGAUCCAAUAACAAUAAAGCCAGACGCAGACGAACAGCCUUCACUUCUGAACAGCUACUAGAACUCGAACGAGAAUUUCACGCGAAGAAAUAUCUCAGUCUAACCGAAAGAUCGCAUAUCGCUCACGCUCUAAAAUUAUCAGAGGUUCAGGUGAAGAUCUGGUUCCAAAAUCGGAGAGCCAAAUGGAAAAGGGUGAAAGCAGGAUUGAGCGGCGGAGGGGUUGGGUCUAAUGCAAGCAACAUGGCCACUGCUGGUACAUCCAAUAGACAUAAUGGAGUAGCUGGACAACAUUCUGGAAAUGGUACCAGGAUCGUCGUGCCCAUUCCAGUGCACGUUAGUCGAUUGGCGGUGAGAUCUCACCACCAUCAUUUGGAGAAAUGCGCCAGGCCGCCUAGAGUUAGGCCAACGACGGAUAGUCCUACGUCCAGCGCCUCGUCGUCGGUACUCGGAGACGCUCUUGGAUUGGUCAAUUCGUCCAUCAACUUGAGCGGACAAGUGCAAAGUCCUCUGAGCAGCGGAGUUGGAAUCGGAGUCGGUGUUGGACUAAGAGCGUUUACGGUACCCUCUCAUCGAGGAGGACUCAGCUCUUCCGGCAGGUAGUGAAAGCUACGAAGUGAACUGUGAACGCGGGACUAAUUGUAGAUUCGUGGUGAGAAUUGUAAUCUUUGAGUAUUUAUGAGAAAGUUUAGUGAUGAAAGAAGUGAGUUUUUGGAACAGAUGGAUGGUGUAGGUGGAUAUUUCAUAACGAUGGGUGAUAUUUGUGGAAUUGUAUGGUGGUCUGGUAUCAUUGUGUGAAGGUGAGUGGUGAGAAGGUAAAGAUUCACUAGUAGUGGGAAAUUUAAAAGUAAAACUGCCGACGGUUUAUAAUUCGUUGUUCAAAUAACUUGUAUGUACCAUUCUUACAAAUGUGGUAUAUAAUAGUAGUUCCUUAACAGCAAGAUGCUAUUUAGCUACAAUGUUUUAUCUUUAACAGUUUUCAAUUUUAGAUAUCUACUAAAUACGAGAUUCAAAAUUGAGGUGGGAAUUUAUAUUACAAAUUAUGACUUAUAUUUUUACAUCUAAUCAUCUCUCUAGAUCAUCUUUCUCUCAUCACUCAAUUUCUGUAUCAUGAUCCAUCAAGUCAUCUCAAAAUCGUCUGAUUUUCUAUCAUAUCCAACGACAACAAUAAAUUGAUCAACUUGUAAAUAUACAUACCUAUGUUAACAGGGAAGAAUUAUGUAAAUAGCUUUCGCACAGACUGUAUAUCCCGUAUACGGACCGUAGAUCGUACUUGUAGAUAAUUUCUUUAAGUUUAAGCAAACCUCUGCUCCAUCCCAGAAGCACUGUUACAACGAUAUCGAUAUUGAUCGAGCGUGCGAUUGCCGCAGCUGCAUCAGGGAUACGGAGCGGAAGAACAGCAAA
Molecule: messenger RNA, 3101 nt
Organism: Bombus pyrosoma
Lineage: Eukaryota; Metazoa; Arthropoda; Insecta; Hymenoptera; Apidae
Gene: unpg
Product: homeobox protein unplugged
Exons: 3
Coding region: 951-2300 (449 amino acids)
Biological process (GO): regulation of nervous system development; regulation of transcription by RNA polymerase II
Cellular component (GO): nucleus
Molecular function (GO): RNA polymerase II transcription regulatory region sequence-specific DNA binding; DNA-binding transcription factor activity, RNA polymerase II-specific
Source: RefSeq, a predicted model, not a curated record